Messenger RNA from Glycine soja, 520 nucleotides. Its product is annotated as probable protein S-acyltransferase 5. NCBI's taxonomy places the organism in Eukaryota, Viridiplantae, Streptophyta, Magnoliopsida, Fabales, Fabaceae. The transcript is spliced from 3 exons. The annotation marks the transcript as partial. The record is from RefSeq and is a predicted model, not a curated record.
UCAUUCACAUGCAAAUCUCAAAACCAAUGCUUGCAGUGCAGCCUCUGGUGCCGGCGAACUCCAACUGCGGCGGUUGCCGGAGAUACUCCUCUGGUCAGAACUUACUGUGCUUGGAAAGGCAAUAAUGAAUUUUGUCUUAGGGGGAGGCUUAUAUUUGGACCUGAUGGGAAAUCUAUAUUUUUGACAAUAUUUCUUAUCGUUGCCCCUGUUGCUGUUUUCUCUGCUUUUGUGGCGAGGAAUUUGUUGGAUGAUUUUCCUCAUCACUGGGGAUAUUCAAUAUUGAUCGUUGUUAUUCUUCACAGUGUUUACGGAAGGAGGGUGGGAAUUGGAAGGAAAAGGAAUGGGAGGCCGGAGGAGGGAGCCAAUUUGAAGUGAAGCAAAACCUGUUGGGUUCUGAUAUAAUCAUAGUUGAAUAAAGUUAUACCAACUUAAAAGGGCAGUAGAAAAUCCAAGUGGUUGGAUAAGUUGGGAUGCUCAUGGUUUGAUUAUUUAAAUAACCAUAAUUAAUAAAUAACUAGAU